UAUCCCAGCAACCAGCUUGUGCAGCAGGGGCCCUCAGUCAGUUCCCAGAUCACGGUUCUGGUUACUAUUAAAAAAAAAGAGAAAUCUUAUGUUGUUUUUAAAGAAUUUCUUCCCUUCCAUUUGGUGAUGUUUCAGGAUAACUGCUCAGACUGCUGCAGUUUUGCUUUAAUUGCUCUCGCCGUUUGGAGCAUUGCUGUCAAUAUUUUAUUGUACUUUCCAAAUGGGGAUUCCACGUACGCUUCAGCCAACCAGCUCACUAAUUACGUCUGGUAUUUCGAGGGCAUCUGCUUUGGAGGUAUUAUGAUACUGAUUAUAGCUUCAAUCCUUCUGCUGGUGAAUAAAUAUACCUGCUGCCCCUGCUGCUGCCCCCAGACACGGACAUAUGACAUAAAAUACACUAGACUGGGAUCAAUGAUUUUUGCUCUCCUAGGACUGGUAUUCUCCGGAUAUUCUCUGAUCAUUUCAGCCCUGGCAUUAGCUCAAGGCCCAUACUGCAAGCUUAUAGAUGGAACCUGGAAUUACCCUUUCCAAAACACUGGGGGAGGGUAUCUUGUGGCGUAUUCCUCCUGGGCUCAGUGUACAGAGCCAACCUACGUGGUGGAGUGGAAUGUCAUUUUAUUCUCCCUCCUGAUUAUGCUUGGAGCUCUUGAAGUUAUUAUCUGCUCAAUUAAAGUAUUAUAUGACCUGAAAAUCAUCUUAAGUGCAUCACACUGCAUCAUACCACAGGAGACUGCACUGUGGGCACCUACAAAAUCUGGCCUUGUAUGAGAAGAUACAAGAUAUUUAAAGGGGACACAAUGUGCAAAGAACAAGAAUGCGCCAGUGAAUUAUACUUCUCUAAAUAUAGAGCAAUUGUGCUGAAAAAAGAUUGAUGUGCUGAUUUACUGAGAAAUUCCCCCAUCUCACCCAUUUCUUUCACUUCCCACUGCCUUUUCCAGACUGUGCCGGGGCACUCAGCACACUGCACUGUAGGAUAGGAACCAAUCAGCAGCUAGAUGGACCCGAUAGGGAACUGAAGCCUGUGACUGCAGCUUCAAUAUAGCCUACUAAAUGUAACUAAAAUGUUGCUAAUUCUAUAAUAAAGAUAUUUUUCUCCAAAAAAAAUAAUACAAAAGGUUUAAAGCAA
Xenopus tropicalis (tropical clawed frog) is the source of this 1126-nucleotide messenger RNA. It is a transcript of the gene tm4sf18, whose product is annotated as transmembrane 4 L six family member 18. Gene Ontology annotation, cellular component: membrane. NCBI's taxonomy places the organism in Eukaryota, Metazoa, Chordata, Amphibia, Anura, Pipidae. The transcript has 5 exons. The coding region runs from base 127 to 768 and encodes 213 amino acids. The record is from RefSeq and is a predicted model, not a curated record.